Molecule: messenger RNA, 2455 nt
Organism: Setaria italica (foxtail millet)
Lineage: Eukaryota; Viridiplantae; Streptophyta; Magnoliopsida; Poales; Poaceae
Product: serine carboxypeptidase-like 27
Exons: 9
Coding region: 832-2205 (457 amino acids)
Biological process (GO): proteolysis
Cellular component (GO): vacuole
Molecular function (GO): serine-type carboxypeptidase activity
Source: RefSeq, a predicted model, not a curated record
CCGAUGCGCCCCCCGCGAAUUUUCAGCCGCCUCCCGAGUCCCGCCCGGUUUCCCUCCAACCCCCAGCCCCAUGUGCCAGCCGCGUCCGCCGCCCCGCGGCCCUCCCCCACGGCACCCAGCUCGGCUCGGCUCGGCCCUGCUCUUCUCUCCCACGCGCACCACCAGUCCACCACCCCGCCACUACUACGACGCGCUCCGACACCGCACUUGCCGCGCUGUGCGCCUCGCUGUAGCAGCAGCACCUAGCAGCACGCGGGUGUGGACGCCGCCUAAUCAUCCUGCGAGUUUUUCCUCCGGGAGGCGCGCCGCGCUCGGGCUCGGCCAGGGCAGGUACGGCCGCGCGAUCUGAUCCGGCGCUUUUGCCCCCCGGCGCCUGAGCUGUACCCGUGCCAAUCAAUCAUCGGGGGCGGGUGAGGAAAUCUCGGCACAUUCGCCUUGUACUUUUUCCCGGCCUUUGCCGGCCGGGGGUCAGAGCAGAGCCAGCGGAUGAGGUCAGCUGCCUCCUCCUCCCUUUGACGCUUCAAGGGGACAACCGCUCGGGGCUCCUGAGCUGUCCUUGGUCAAUGGGAGUGGCGGAGGGUGGCGUGCGGACCGAAAAUCCCCACUCAAAUCAAGGCGACAGGGCGAGCAAUCUCCCUGGUCAGCAACAGCAGCUGCAGCAGUAGCUGGAGUGCCGUUGCGUACUGGGCAAGUGCAGAGCACUGUGCUUGCUGGGUGCAGGCUCAGCUCCGCUGCUUCCACUCUCCAGUCUCCAGUGCCUUAAAGAUCUCUCCCGGUGGGAGCUGCACUGGCAGCUUGCCUCUGCCCAGCAGCCGCUGGAGCUGGUCCCCAAUGGCAAUGGCUCACGCUUUGGUGCCGCUGCUGGUGGUCUCAGUGGUAGUAGCGGCGGCCGUGGCCACCGCCGACCAGGAGAGGGAGAGCGACCGGAUCCGGGAGCUCCCGGGGCAGCCGCCCAACGUGGAGUUCUCGCAGUACUCUGGGUACGUCACGGUGAACCCGGCGCGGGGGCGCGCCCUCUUCUACUGGCUCGUAGAGGCGGUGCCGGCGGCGGGGCCCAUCGCGCCGCUCGUCCUCUGGCUCAACGGCGGGCCCGGGUGCUCGUCGGUCGGCUACGGCGCGUCCGAGGAGGUCGGCCCGUUCCGCAUCAGGCCCGACGGCCAGACGCUCUACCUCAACCCCAAUUCUUGGAACAAGGCGGCCAAUUUGCUCUUCCUGGAGUCGCCGGCCGGCGUGGGGUUCUCCUACUCGAAUUCGUCGCUGGAUCUGUACACCGCAGGAGACGCAAAGACAGCACUGGAUGCCUAUGCUUUUCUCGUGAAUUGGUUGGAGAGAUUCCCACAGUACAAGUACAGGGAGUUCUAUAUCGCUGGAGAAAGUUAUGCAGGACAUUAUGUUCCUCAAUUAGCCCAGCUCAUAUAUGAAAAGAACAAGGGCAUUCAGAAUCCCACGAUUAAUUUAAAAGGAUUUAUGGUGGGGAAUGCGGUUACUGAUGACUACCAUGACUACCUCGGCACGUUUGAGUAUUGGUGGACUCAUGGUCUGAUCUCUGACAAAACUUAUCACAACUUGAAGGCAACAUGCUUGCUUGAAUCCUCACAGCACCCUUCUCCCGACUGUGUCAAGAACCUGAAUCUAGCCAGUGCUGAAGAAGGCAAUAUCGAUCCUUAUAGUUUGAAUACAAAGCCAUGCAAUUACACAGCCUCUCUCAAAGUUAGCUUGGGUGGACGCUACCCUUGGUUGUCUAGAGCCUAUGAUCCUUGCACCGAAAGAUACGCAAGCAUUUACUACAAUCGGCCAGAAGUGCAGAUGGCAUUACAUGCAAAUACAACCGGAAUUCAUUACCCAUGGCAAACAUGCAGCGAUAUAGUUGGAACCUAUUGGGCAGAUUCCCCAAGAUCCAUGCUUCCAAUCUACCAAGAACUGAUAGCAGCUGGUAUGAAGAUAUGGGUUUUCAGUGGGGAUACAGAUGCUGUAGUUCCUGUAACUGCAACAAGGUACUCGAUCGAUGCUCUCAAGCUUCCAACACUAGUAAAUUGGUACCCUUGGUAUGACCAUGGGAAGGUUGGAGGUUGGAGUCAAGUUUACAAAGGAUUAACUCUCGUAACUAUAGCAGGUGCAGGACAUGAAGUCCCGCUGCACCGGCCUCGACAAGCUUUGAUAAUGUUCAGACACUUUUUGAAGAAUAAACCAAUGCCAACACAAUAGCCACUUGAAGCAAAAUUACAAUGUAAACUAUCACAGUCAGAUUUUAUGUUUUUCAAAUUCUUUUUCAUUUGAUUUGAUUGUUACAACAUAUUAUUCAAUUAUCUCGAUUGAAUGUAUGUAUGUGUUUUAGCAAAUAGGGAUACCUGAGAUUUGUACUGAAGAAGCUAAAGAGCUCCUCUGUAUAUGAUAAUGAUUUUUAGCAGUGUCAACCUUCAAUCUUAGAAUCUGCUUAAGAAUAUAAUUGCCUUUC